UACAAAAGAGCAAUAUCUAAGUGAGCUAGUCUGUCAUUGCAGUUGUAGAUAGCAGUCAGUGCUGCACGGUUGCUGUCACUGUACCGACAAACACGGAAAGUUCCAGAAAACACUAAACCGUCUAAAACUGUGAAGUUUCACACGUCUUUAAUACGGAUUAAAUGAUACUGAAAUGUUGAUAGACAUGUUAGCUUCACGACUAAGAGCAUAACUCCGUGUGAAAGAACGUGUUGUUCGAUUGAUUGAAAAUGCUUAUAGUACAAAAUAGUGCUGUUUGUUUACAGCUGUAACAUGGCGCUGAUGUCUAAAGUGUCCCCGAACCGGUUUCUUAUUACAACGACACUUUCGCCCUGUUUGCUUUCGAAUCAAUUUGUCUUCUGAAUUACGAUCGAAGAACUUUUCAGUCUUUCGGAUUGGGCUGAAUAAAAUGUAUUACUUUGCUUGGAUGAUGGUAUUUUAUAUUUCUAGAUUCUUCUGCAACAUAAGCACUUGGACUGGUGUCUAGGACCAAGCAGCUUUGUCGGGAUCAUGGGCGAGAAUGGCCCGCAAACUGAGACAGCCAUGUAUUUUGAAGAGGAUGAGGACGAUGUCGACAAACUGGGCAGAGAGGAAUAUGAUGAGUGCAAAAUGGCUGAUUCCGACAAAGAAGACAUGCUGAUUCCCAAGCCUUCGUCAUCUUUGGCAAGAGUGUACGAUCGCACCACUGUACUUAUCGAACAGGACCCUAUUCAUCUGGAUGAGGAAGGGGAAGAGGACGGCCACUGUCACCCAGACGAUGAUGGUGUAGCGUUUUUAGCCGAUGGUGAUGGAGAUGAGGAGGGGACGCUGGCCUUCAUGGCUGACCCAGACGGCAUGGCACAGGGCUACGUGCACCACACCAUCUCAGCCGAUCAGAUCCAGUUCAUCAUCAAUCCUGGGUCCACCCCCAUGCCCCGCAACAUUGAAGGAGCCACUCUUACGCUGCACUCUGAGUGUCCAGAGACCAAGCAAAGAGAGGUAAAGCGGUACCAGUGCACAUUUGAGGGCUGCACUCGCACCUACAGCACAGCGGGAAACCUGCGCACACAUCAGAAAACACACCGUGGUGAAUACACCUUUGUUUGUAACCAGCAGGGCUGUGGUAAAGCCUUCCUGACCUCCUACAGCCUAAAGAUCCAUGUUCGAGUGCAUACUAAAGAAAAACCUUUUGAGUGUGAUGUACAGGGUUGUGAAAAAGCCUUCAACACACUGUACAGGCUGAAAGCACAUCAGCGGCUGCACACAGGAAAAACAUUUAACUGUGAAUCAGAAGGAUGCACAAAGUACUUUACCACUCUCAGUGACCUGAGAAAGCACAUUCGUACUCAUACAGGAGAGAAGCCCUUUCGGUGUGACCACGAUGGAUGUGGUAAAGCUUUCGCUGCUAGUCACCACCUGAAAACACAUGUGCGGACACACACUGGAGAGAAGCCUUUUUUCUGCCCUAGUGAUGGCUGUGAGAAGACGUUUAGUUCACAGUACAGUCUGAAGAGUCACAUUCGGGGCCAUGAUAAAGGCCCUGUAUACCCAAUUAGCCUCAGCAAUCCUCUGUCAGAGGAUGGAAAUCAUUCGCUGUGCCUCAGUGAUUUGAGCCUUAUUUCCACAGAGUCUGAGCUUCGAGAAAAUUUCAACAAUUGUCAGAACUUGGAUCUGAAUAAUAUCACUCCUGUGAAGAUAUUCGAGUUGAUGUUGCAGAGCCCUGAAAACAAUGUUAGUCAGGAUGACCAACAUUCAUCAGACAACCUGGUGGAGGCUUUUGGUUUGGAGACUCCACCGCCGGCUGCAGUGACUGAUUCAUCCACUCUCCUUCCUUGCCUUCAGAUGCCUUCAUCCUCUUCUUCUAGCUCUAUUACCACUCCUGUUCCAGAGAUCUCCACACAGCCUGGCUCCUCCUCCUGUCAGGCAUCAUGCACACACGGCUCCACACACACACCUCCACAGUCUACCACGUUCCCUUCUUUCCUCCAUACCUCACUACAAACACCAGAAGUGCCCACUCAAGCUGUGCCUGCUGCCACCCAACACUACACCCCAGUGGUGCCCACAGCACCUGCCAGCUCCCUACCAGUGUCUGUUCCGACAACGGCCAGCGUCUCAAGUCCUACAUCAGUCAUCAGCACAGGAGCAGCUGCAGUAGUAACGCACACAGUGCCUUUAGCAGGCAGUGACAGUCUAGCGCCAACACCCACCAUCACCAUCGCACCCACACAGGGCCUCCUGCAGCCCAGCCUUGUCAUGUCUGACCAGAAUCUGCAGUGGAUCCUCAGCAGUGCUGCCAAUGCACAGCACAAUCCUGAACAGCAGGGGCCAAAGGUGGAAAAGGUCUUCUUCACAACAGCCAUACCUGUAGGAGGACAUUCAGGGAACCCUGUGCAGCAGAUUGGCCUUAGUCUCCCCGUCAUCAUCAUUAAGCAGGAGGAGGCAUGCCAGUGUCAAUGUGCCUGCAGAGAUUCAGCUAAAGAAAGGAGCUCCAGUCAGAACAAUGUCUCCUCACAGCAGGAGCCUAAAGACAUUUCUCCACCACCUCCAACACCUUCAGAUACACAUGCUGUUCCAGAAUGCUGUUCCACAAAGGUGAACACUCCUCUUUCGUCUAGCUCCACUCAGACUUUCCACAGUGAGGCGCUGGUAUCUAGCGCUCCCUCAGACAGCCUGGCCAGUGUGGAUGUUGUGGACCUGCUUAGCCCUGAAACCACCGCCAAAAUCGAGGCACUGCUGAUGGUCACUGAUGAGUUCUCCAUGGGUGAGGGCAACAGCAACACCACCAGCUAGAGGCAGUCAAGGGUGAAACCACCUCAGUUUUUUUUUUUUUCAGUAUCUACAGUAUGCAGUUUCCAUCUGAUUCAUAAGGGCACCUUGUGUAAACCGGGGUCAUGUGUGUCAGACUUCUCAGUGUAAGACAGAUGAUUUAUGAUCAGCUUUGGUCUUUCCUGUUCUAUAAAACAUGAUCUUCCGGACAUGGGCUGCUUAAUAUUUGAAUCUUUAGCUAGUAUUUUACUCAUAGUGCACUCUGAUUAUUUCAGACCUGUGCUACUUGUGCACUUUCAGAUUAUGGAAAUAUUCCCACUGAAAAUAGAGUUUUAUAAGUAGCCAUUUGUUUGAAGUUGCUUUAUCAUUUGCACUGUAUAAUAAUAGUCCUUCCAGACAUGCUCAUGACAUGCUAUACCAGAGAAAGAGAGUAUGAGGACAAAUACAAAACUAUUUGGACAUGUGGCUGGGGUUAAAAAUGCAAAGAAUCAAAUAAUAAUUACUAUCUACUAACUCUGAUUUUACAAAACACAAGCAAUAUUAGAAAUCGUAAUAAUUCAGAUGGUAAAGUUUUGUUAGUAUGAAUCGUGUUACUUAGUCUAGUUUUGAGUAGAAUAGGACAUUUUUAUAUGGUAGAGAUACAGGGCCAGUCACAAGAACACAAUGCACUGAGAAACUGUUCACCAAGACAAAUUUGACUUGUUGGCCAGUCACACUGAAAUUAACAAAAUCAAAUGCCCACAUGUGAUUCACCAGAAUGUACUGCAGGUAAUUGUAAUUGGCAUAUCAGGAACCGAGAGUAAAGCCCUUUCAGACUGCAGUCAUUCAAAUCCAGAACACAGCAUGUGAUAUGAAAAGUAUUUUAUGUGUAAUUUAUUUAGGACGACUACACAGUAGCCCAUGAAAUGUGAUUCUAAUGUAAUCUUGAAGCAGAUUCUGUCAGCAGAAAUGACUUGCUUUUAAGUGUAAAUGAUAGCUACUCAUGGUUGGCUGGCUGUACCAUUUUAUUUAAUUUUUAGAUGUUAAUUUAUUAAAAUAAUUUAUCUCAUUAGAUUAACUUACUAAAAUAGCCUACUCUAACUUGGUGGACCAAGUUUUUAUUCAUAUGUUUAUUCUUUGUGGUGAAGUCAACCACCAAAGGUAGAGAGAGAGAUUUUUUUUCUUCUUCUUCUUCCUGCCUUUGGUUGGCAGGUCAGACAGGAUAAUGCAGCUGGAGUUGCCCAACCUUUUUGCUGCUUUGUAGUUACUGAAUUGAUUUCAGCCUCUGACCUUCCUUUAUUUAGACCCAUGUAAGUCUCACUGUUGUGGCCUGCUCAGGGAUAUAUAU
This is a messenger RNA of Tachysurus fulvidraco (yellow catfish), 4093 nucleotides long. It is a transcript of the gene mtf1, whose product is annotated as metal-regulatory transcription factor 1. Gene Ontology annotation, cellular component: transcription regulator complex; PcG protein complex. The transcript is spliced from 11 exons. Gene Ontology annotation, molecular function: RNA polymerase II cis-regulatory region sequence-specific DNA binding; DNA-binding transcription factor activity, RNA polymerase II-specific. Gene Ontology annotation, biological process: regulation of transcription by RNA polymerase II. The record is from RefSeq and is a predicted model, not a curated record. Lineage: Eukaryota; Metazoa; Chordata; Actinopteri; Siluriformes; Bagridae. The coding region runs from base 529 to 2790 and encodes 753 amino acids.